UGCACUUUUGAUCCCACCGCAUCUUCGCUAGAGCCACCGGGAAUGCGAACCCCCGCCUCCCGAAUGCGAACCCUAUGCCGCCGCCCUCCCCACCGCUCCGCCGCCUCCUCUCCUUCCGCCGCAGGCCCAUCGCUCCGCGCCUCUGCCGCGCCUUCUCCGCCUCCGCCUCCGCCUCCGCCCCGGCGCCGCAGGCCGCCCCGCCCGCCCCCGCCGGCGAGAGCCCCGCCCGCCUCGCCGCCGCCGUGCACGGCUCGGCCGCGUCCAGGGACUUCGCGCGCGCCAUCCGUUUGACGAAAUACCUCGUCCGGGCCUCCUCCUCCUCCUCUCCUGGACAGCGCCCCGGCGCCGUCGCCUUCGCCGCGCUCGCCUCCACCUCCGCGUCGCCGGCCCCGGCGCUCGGCGUGCUCGUCAUCGCGCUCUCCCAGAUGGCGCUCCUCGACGAGGCGCUCUCCGUCUUCGCCCACCUGGGGCAGCUGCCGGCAUUGCCGGCGUGCAACGCGAUCCUCGACGGUCUCGUUAAAGCGCACAGGUUCGCCUGCGUAUGGGAGCUGUUCGAUGAAAUGCUUCGUCGGGGGAUGGUGCCAAGUGUGGUCACUUACAACACGCUCAUCAACGCCUGCCGGCUUCAGGGUGAUGCGGCGAAGGCUUGGGAGGUCUGGGCUCAGAUGUUAGCUAGACGGAUUGAUCCAAAUGUGGUCACAUAUACGACAAUGAUAUGUGCACUCUGUGAAGAGGAUUGCAUUGGUGAGGCUGUGCGACUUUUUGUUGCAAUGAAGGAAACGGGGAUGCAGCCUAAUCUAUACACAUACAAUGCACUGAUGAGCAGCCACUUCAAGAGAGAUAACAUCAAGCACGCACUUGUGUUUUAUUACGACUUGCUGAAGUGUGGUCUUGUUCCGAAUGAUGUGAUCUUUACGACUCUAAUUGACGGUCUAUGCCUAGCGAACAGGAUAACCGAAGCAAAGAAUAUAUUUCUGGACAUGCCCAGGUAUGAGGUUGCUCCAACUGUGCCUGUGUACAACAGUUUGAUCUGUGGAGCUUUUAGGUCUGGAAACUCACAAGAAGCAUUAGCAUUUUUCCAGGAGAUGACUUGCAAAAGGUUGUGCCCAGAUGAGUUCACCUGCAGCAUAGUUGUAAGAGGCCUCUGUGAUGGAGAGCAAGUGCAGGUAGCCACCAGGUUUCUUGAAGUAAUGCAGCAAUCUGGCAUUGUGCUGAAUGCUGCUGCUUACAAUGUGCUGAUUGAUGAUUAUUGCAAGAAUGGAAAUUUGGAUGAAGCUCUUGUGACAUGCACAAGAAUGAGUGAGACUGGAGUCGAGCCCAAUGUGGUGACAUACUCCUCCUUGAUAGAUGGGCACACGAAGAAAGGGAAGAUGGAAAUAGCAAUGGCUAUAUACACAGAGAUGGUAGCUAAAGGGGUUGAACCUAAUGUCGUGACAUACACGGCCCUGAUUCAUGGCCAUGCAAAAAAUGGUGACAUGAAUGCUGCUUUUUGGUUACAGAAGGAGAUGGAAGAGAAAGGCAUUUCUUCAAACGCAAUAACUGUGUCGGUUCUUGUCGAUGGUCUGUGCAGAGAAAACAGGAUACAAGAUGCAGUCAGAUUCAUCAUGGAAUGCUCAAGGAAGAAAUCUGAGAAAAACCCUUCAAUUCCAAACAGUGUGACAUAUAUGACCUUGAUAUAUGGUCUCUAUAUGGAUGGUCAAUACAGUGAAGCCUGUCGCUUCUUCUCUUAUAUGAGAGAUUCUGGAAUGGUGCCUGAUAGAUUCACUUACACCCUCGUGAUUCGUGGACUGUGCAUGCUUGGCUAUGUCUUCAAUGCUAUGAUGCUUUAUGCUGAUAUGAUUAAGAUUGGUGUUAAACCCACAAGAUGCACCAUGGUCUGCCCUAUCAUUUGGUCGUGAGAAUCAGUGAACCACUGCAUGACCUGAAUCUCCAUCACUAGUGAAAUCUAUUUAGGAAACAAAGUGCGGAUAACAUUAAACUCAGUGAUGACAGAUCACAGCCUACAAAAAGUCAACUCAAAUAUCAGCUUGAGCUAGGCAUGUAUCUGGGAAAUGGGAGGAGUUGCUCAACUGUUGGUUGGAAAACAGUAAAUUGUCCCUCCUGCUGAGUUUUCAGGGGUUGUUUGCAGAUAUCCAAGAUUUUCCUGAUUGCGCAUCAGAAAAUAUUGGGGGAGAUCUCGGAUGGUUCCCAGAUGGUGCCCUUUACAGGAUGUUGCAUUUGGCAUCUAUGGGGGCUAUAGGCUCAUUGAAAUAUUUGUUUCUGGGCAUCUAUCCACACGUGGCUAUUGAUCAUGCAAGUUUGUCUGUUGCAUGAGUGCUGCCCUGUUCAAAACUGCAAAAUUUCUUUGGUCUAUCAGCUGGGCUAUUAAAACAACUGAUAUGCUCUCGCUGUGACACAUCAUCCUCUGUGAAAGAAGCAAGAACUGAUCUAGUCUGCUGCUGGUAGGCGGCAUCUCAGGUUAUAUGUGCAAAAUCGCAAGUGACUAUGUCUUGUUUGAUGACAAUAGCCAAUGCCCAUAUGUAUCCUUUCAUGCUGCCCAAAAAAUGUUGAAAAUCGUCUUUUCUGAUAAGUAACCUUUGAUGCCCUAAUUGAGACAUCGCAGUCCCAGUGUCGUGGGACAUCUCGUUGUUUUCCUCCCUUUUUUGCUUCUUUUCUGCUUUUUUUCCUUGGCAGGCUGAGCCUGCUUUCCUUCACCUCUUGGUGAUUCUUGUACAUAAUUUGCACGCCUGCUUAAUAUAAAUUCCCCGGAGUUCUCCGGGUGUUCUUCUUCUU
Oryza brachyantha (malo sina) is the source of this 2772-nucleotide messenger RNA. Its product is annotated as pentatricopeptide repeat-containing protein At5g61400-like. Gene Ontology annotation, molecular function: protein binding. Lineage: Eukaryota; Viridiplantae; Streptophyta; Magnoliopsida; Poales; Poaceae. The transcript has 4 exons. The record is from RefSeq and is a predicted model, not a curated record.